Molecule: messenger RNA, 1821 nt
Organism: Hyaloscypha bicolor E
Lineage: Eukaryota; Fungi; Ascomycota; Leotiomycetes; Helotiales; Hyaloscyphaceae
Exons: 1
Coding region: 223-1509 (428 amino acids)
Source: RefSeq, a predicted model, not a curated record
CUCUUUGCUUGUUCCAUCAAAUUUUCAUGUGGCUGAGGAUUUUGAAAAUUUUAUUGCCGCUUUUGCUGUCCGCUGUGAGACGAUCUCGGACUGAUAGGCGAUAAAGCACGGGAAAAAGUUCCCAUCUUUUUGCGAUCAAAAGGAGCACCCUGUAGUGUGGCUUACGACAACAAUAUUCCCAUAUGUUAUAGGCCUUGCCAACGACUCAAUCCAGCUGUCGUCAUGCCCUCUGCCACGGUCCACAAUGAGUCCACUCACAUUCCCGCCUGGAAAAGAUUGGGCCUCAAACUGAGAUCUCAAGCACCUCCAGUGUCUGUACCCGAAACUUCUGAUCAGAUUGGGUCGAUCAAGAGGAAGAGAGGGGGCGCAAUUGACGAAGAGCCAUCCAAGAAAACGAAGAAGAAUUCUCAUUAUCCAUCACCUGCCGUACCGGUCACUCCUGUUCUCGUCCGGAAGAAGUCAGUUACGUUCACUCCGGAGACGAAAGUCGACGAUGGAGACAGCAUAAAGCAACUAUUCAAUUCUUGGGUAGCAGAGCAAAAGUCGCAGGACCCAUCAUUUCAACUGCAAAAUUCGCAACUGGCAUUCAAGACCCCGGAACCUUCUAUUGUCGAGGAACAAGUCAAGACAAGCCUUGACGAAAAAGACAGAAGAGCUAAGAGGAUCAAGAAACCGAAGCAAGAACAGGGCAAGUCCAAAUCAUCGAAGCCCUCAAAGAUCGUCAAACCUGCCAACCUCUCCUCCCGGCCUUACCUUCAAUACCUCCGACAAUAUCACGAAUCGAGAGACAACUGGAAGUUCAACAAGAACCACCAAACUCAUCUCCUCAAGCACGUCUUCGAUAUCGAUAUCAUACCCUCCGAUCACGCAUACCUCAUUUGCCCCUACGUCCGAGGACUCCAAGGUGGAGUAAGAACGAGGCUGCGAGACGCAGCUCUUGCUAUCAAAGUCAAAGAUCAAGCGGAAGGUGCUGCUGGCUUCCCCGAAAACAUGGCCGAUUCCGACAAGAAGCAGCAGGAAUAUGAUGCAGCUAUGAAGAAGUACGUGGAGCACAUGACGGCGGCCAAUGCAUCGUCAACGAUGGGUUACGAGGAAGGAGUUUUGAUGGGUCUGUCAGAUGCAAACAUGGCGAAGAGGGUUGCUAAGAGGACGAGGGCGGAGCAAAUCUUGGCAGAACUUGAGACAGCUCAGGAUCGCAGCGAAGUCGUUGAUAAAGGCCUUGUCAGCGGUGAUAAUGACAGCCAGAAGAGACUGAGGAUGAAUGACGGAUCGACCCAGAGGGUUGCAAGGAGAAGAAAACAACGGACCGCAACGGUGGAGGAUACCAGUUCAUCUGAUUCUGAUGAUUCAGAAGACGAUAGCUCGGAUGACUCUGUUACCGAACGCGAUGGUGGUGAUGACACGUCUUCGAGCUCUUCAAGCUCUUCUUCCAGCUCCGAGUCUGAGGAGGAAGAUAGCCAGGAAGAUUCAGAAGACAGCAGCGAGGAAAGCGAGGACUCUGAUGAGUAGGUGUCAGGAGGACGGCACUGGCCUUUAGAAUCGUCCCUACAAAUGAUUUCACGUGAAUUACAGAUACCCUGAAUUACUAGUUUCGUUCUUAACUGGUCGGUGCAAGUGGACCAUGUUCACGGAACGCACAUUAGUUACAUUUAAUCUAGGGCCCAAUAGACAAGAAUACAGAAAGACCUUUCAAUUUCAUUAAAAUUUGUCCUUCCCAAGACCAAUCGAAAAGGCAAAUGCAAGAUUAGAUUCUUAUCCUGCAGCUGGCUGCAAAAGGGACCCCGUGAACACUUUCUCGCAUCUGAACCCCUCCUUUUCGUA